AUGGACGAAUCACGCAACACAGGGCUCAGCUUUGGGGCCAUCGGGACGAGGGAAGAGGACUGGCCUGAUAUCGAUGGAGAUCUCGAUACAGAAGAAGGCGUUGAGGCUAUGCGACGCGCCGACGCAGCUCUACACGCGACUAUCGAUCGAUCCAUACAGCAACAAAACGCACAAUCAGCCCAAGGGGGCACCAUCCCAAGGGCCCUCUACAUCAAAGCCCAGAACCAGCAAAAUCAGCUCACAGAUGAAGAGCGACAGCUCUUACUGAGCCGCGACAACGUCGUUGGCAAGGCCCUCGCUCAUCCUGACUCCCUCACAACCGACGAGAUGCAUCAGGCCCUCCUCUGGCCGCCGCCAGACGUUGUACGCGCCAACAUUCAACGAGCUACAGGCGGACAGCUCAACACAGCCAUCGAGCUCUACGCCAAGGAGAAGAAUGCCCUGGACCGCGGCCAAUUCAACACAAUGAUGAACUACGAGGAGGUUGCGCUGCUAGCGCGCCGCUUCCACGCAAGGGACGAUGCGAACUUUUCCGAGGUAGGCAUGUCGCAAGCUCUCGGUCAGCCCGAGGGCCGCACAGGCCGCUGA
Molecule: messenger RNA, 588 nt
Organism: Colletotrichum gloeosporioides
Lineage: Eukaryota; Fungi; Ascomycota; Sordariomycetes; Glomerellales; Glomerellaceae
Exons: 1
Coding region: 1-588 (195 amino acids)
Source: RefSeq, a predicted model, not a curated record